Messenger RNA from Musa acuminata AAA Group (dessert banana), 1700 nucleotides. Its product is annotated as protein ULTRAPETALA 1. Bases 642 to 1349 code for a protein of 235 amino acids. The transcript is spliced from 4 exons. Gene Ontology annotation, cellular component: cytosol; nucleus. The record is from RefSeq and is a predicted model, not a curated record. Gene Ontology annotation, molecular function: DNA binding. NCBI's taxonomy places the organism in Eukaryota, Viridiplantae, Streptophyta, Magnoliopsida, Zingiberales, Musaceae.
GUCAUGCACGACCCGCAGCGCGGCGGUGAAUGCUGAUGCCGAUGCCAGCUCACUGCAGGCCUCUUUUGGGAUUCCCAAAGUAUCCCCCCUCUGCGCCAGUCCUCUUUGGUAUUAAACACCUCUCUCUCUACAUCGCCCGUUCAAUCUCCUCCGUAUUUGUCGCUCUGUGGGCAGCCCUUGAUGAAGAUGAUGGUGGGGUUUGGCUCUGCGGAUUGAGGAACUGGUCAGGGAGAGGAGAGAGAGGAGUUUGGGCCCCUAACGGGAAAGCUAUGAGGCUAUAUUGCCCUGAGAGGCGAGGCGGGCGAACCGCAUCCCUUUUCCCAUCGGUUUAUUAGGUGAGAGGCGUGCGCGAUGCGGUUUCUUUCGAUGGAUCAUUGUGGCGUCUCGCGUGUUGCCGUGCCGCAGUAGCUCUCCGGUGCAGAAAGGUGGCGCCUUGGGUACUCUUUCUGCCUCUUUUUCUGUGAGCUGCUGCUGUCGACGAGGUUUGCAGGUCGCCUGUGCGUCUUCUUUGACUUUUCGACGUCGUUUGAAAGCGCCUCGAGGCCGUAUCGGCCCGCCUCUCGCUUUCUUCUCGCGGCUUUAGCAUUAAAAGAGGGAUCUUUGGCGAGCUUCGGGUGAGUCUUUUCGACAGAGGGAGAGAGAUGGCCAGUGGUCAGGGAAAAGAUGUCGCCUUUUUAUUCGCAGACGAGGAAUUAAGCGGGAUGACUGGGUUGAAGAGAGGCGCCGACUUUGUCGAGGUGAUGUGCGGGUGCACGAGUCACCGGUACGGGGACGCUGUCGGGCGGCUUAGGGUUUUCGCCUCCGGUGAUCUUGAGAUCAACUGUGAGUGCACGCCGGGCUGCGACGAAGAUAAGCUAACACCAGCUGCUUUUGAGAAACAUUCUGGGAGGGAGACUGCAAGGAAGUGGAAAAACAAUGUGUGGAUCAUGGUCAAAGGAGACAAAGUUCCACUUUCAAAGACUGUGCUGCUUAAAUACUACAACCAGGUAUCUAAAGCUGCUAAUGGGUCUCAUAAAGGUCCCAAUGGUCGGCCAUGUCACCGUGAUGAAUUUGUCUGCUGCAAAAAAUGCAACAAAGAGCGUAGGUUUCGCUUGCGUAGUAAAGAAGAAUGCCGCAAUUAUCAUGAUUCUGUGAGAAAUCCAAAUUGGAAGUGUUCUGACGUGACAUUUGACAGCGUCACCUGCGAUGACGAAGAGGAGCGAGCAAGUCGUAAAGUCUUAAGGGGUUGUUCACGAUCUCCAUCCUGCAGAGGAUGCACGACAUGCGUAUGUUUUGGAUGUGAAAUUUGCCGUUUCUCAGAUUGUAGCUGUCAGACCUGCGUUGAUUUCACUUGCAACUCUAAAAGCUAACUUUGUCGGAGCAAGCAUUAUUUAUCCUGCAUGGAUCAUUGCGACGUGCUAUCGAGGCACCAUUAAGAGAUAUUUUGGGUUCAAUUCUUCUCAUGCAGACUGGAGUCUUCAGUCACAAGGUUCAAUUUUCUUUAAUUUUGGUGACUGUAUUCCUCAAAUUCCAGGCACUGGGGAGAGAUCUUUUGCCAAUCCCACCAUUGGGCUGUCUUUUGCUUUUACCUCCACCCUCAUUGAAAACUUUGGGUAUAGACGAAAGUGGUGGAAGCCAUGCAUAAAUCAUUUGGAGAACUGCUAAUAGCAUCUAUAUUAUAUUCUUAUGAUUAAGCUUUUCCCUGAGGAUAUUAAUCUCAA